Betta splendens (Siamese fighting fish) is the source of this 2000-nucleotide messenger RNA. RefSeq names its product heparan sulfate 6-O-sulfotransferase 3b (gene hs6st3b). Gene Ontology annotation, molecular function: heparan sulfate 6-sulfotransferase activity. The record is from RefSeq and is a predicted model, not a curated record. NCBI's taxonomy places the organism in Eukaryota, Metazoa, Chordata, Actinopteri, Anabantiformes, Osphronemidae. The transcript is spliced from 2 exons. Gene Ontology annotation, cellular component: membrane. Bases 696 to 1988 code for a protein of 430 amino acids.
UUCCGUUUUCUGGCGGGGUUCUGUCUUUUCAUGGUGUCAAAACUAUAUUAUGGGAUGGACGGGAUGGGAUGGAGCGCUUUCCCAGCCCAACCACGACGAGAGCAUAACGUUCGCAUAUUUGUGGGCUCGGAUGCAGCUGCAUCCACUCAACGGCAGUGUUUCAGCGCAGCCAGUCAGUCCGCCCGCCUCAGCCCGUGGAGGAUGCUGUAGAGGAUGCUGCCGGCGGAUCCAGACGCUCAGCCCGAGCCGUUCAGCGGGAGGUCUGUCGCCGAAAUGAGCCGGACUGCGACCGAGACUCGGAUCGGCAUGAAGUAAACGCUUCAAGAACAAAGCCAACAACUCUCCUCCUCGAUCGCCUCAGUUUCAACUUAACACCGGAGCAUGGGAGUCGUCCGCGCGGAUGCAGCUGGACGCCGGCUGCAGAAGUUGGACAGACGCACAUUUUAAUACCAUGACUUGUGUCUUUGGACAGCAUUUCCAGCGCAGUGCAGACGGCGUGCAGUACUUUAGAAACCAAAGGGUGGACUUGUCCUUUCUUGCACAUUAUGCGUCUCUGGGGGGGUGUUAUCUGAUCAACAUGUGGCACCUAAAUAAUCACCUUUAGUGCGUCAGGGACAUGGAAGAACAUUGAUCUCCGAAGAACCCAUGGGUGCCACUUUUUAUUCACGGUAAUGGAAUGAAGACACGGUCGCGCUAUGAUGGAUGAUAGAUCCAGCAAGCUCAUCUUGGUCCCUGUUUUAGCUGUGCUUUUUGUUAUGAUAGGUUACCAGUACAUUUGUCCCGCUGGCAGCAAUUCGUGCCACUUUAAGACUGGGGAGAAACUGAGGGGGGUGAGCCUCCUUUCCACCCAGUACCAGGAAAGCGAUGACUUCUACAGGGAUCAAGACCUGGACGACGACACCCCCCCGAAGCUGCCCUCCAAAUUCAACUUCACGGAAAGAGACCUCGACCGACACGUGGAGUUCAACAUCAAAGCGGACGACGUGAUAGUGUUUCUGCACAUCCAGAAAACCGGCGGCACCACUUUCGGCCGGCACCUGGUGAGGAAUAUUCGCUUGGAGCAGCCGUGCGACUGCAAGCCGGGCCAGAAGAAAUGCACGUGCCACCGGCCGGGGAAGGAGGAGUCCUGGCUCUUCUCCCGGUUCUCGACGGGCUGGAGCUGCGGACUGCACGCCGACUGGACCGAGCUAACGAACUGUGUUCCCGUCCUCAUGGACAAGAAGGAGGCGCAGCGGAAUAAAAGGAACUUCUACUACAUCACCAUGCUGCGCGACCCCGUCUCCCGCUACCUGAGCGAGUGGAAGCACGUGCAGCGCGGCGCCACCUGGAAGACCGCCCUGCACAUGUGCGACGGGCGCUCGCCCACGCAGGACGAGCUGCCCACCUGCUACAGCGGCGACGACUGGUCCGGCGUCACCUUGACGGAGUUCAUGAACUGCGCGUCCAACCUGGCCAACAACCGCCAGGUGCGCAUGCUCGCCGACCUGAGCCUGGUGGGCUGCUACAACCUGUCGUCCAUGAACGAGAGCCAGCGCAACCACAUCCUCCUGAGCAGCGCCAUGAGCAACCUGAAGAACAUGGCCUUCUACGGCCUCACGGAGUUCCAGCGCAAGACGCAGUACCUGUUCGAGCGGACGUUCGUCCUGCGCUUCAUCGCCGCGUUCACGCAGAUCAACAGCACGCGCGCCGCCAACGUGGACCUGAGCGAGCCCAUGCGCCGACGCAUCGAGGAGCUCAACUUCCUGGACGUGCAGCUGUACGAGUACGCCAAGGACCUGUUCCUGCAGCGGUUCCAGUUCACCCGCCAGAAGGAGCGCCAGGAGGUGCGCCUGCGGAGGCGCGAGGAGCGGCGCUGGCUGCGGGAGCAGGGGAGGCCGUGGCCGCCCAGACACAGGGGGGGGAGGGGCGGAGGGUGGACGGAGAAAGGGACCGAUGGAGACUUCCCCGCCACCACGGAGGACUACACGAGCCAGGUGGCGCGCUGGUGACGCUUCGGUGUG